This is a messenger RNA of Liolophura sinensis, 485 nucleotides long. Its product is annotated as glycine receptor subunit alpha-2-like. The coding region runs from base 42 to 485 and encodes 147 amino acids. Gene Ontology annotation, biological process: monoatomic ion transmembrane transport. The transcript has 4 exons. Lineage: Eukaryota; Metazoa; Mollusca; Polyplacophora; Chitonida; Chitonidae. Gene Ontology annotation, molecular function: transmembrane signaling receptor activity; extracellular ligand-gated monoatomic ion channel activity. Gene Ontology annotation, cellular component: membrane. The record is from RefSeq and is a predicted model, not a curated record.
AGGAAAACUAUGAUUUGUAAUAAUGAGUGAAACGCGGCUAUAUGAAAGAAUUUCGGAUAAAGAGGUGGGGCUACCAAGAUGAACCGACGGUAGUCGAAUGCCAACUCUUCAUCUACAGCUUUGAUUCUUUUUCGGAGACGACUAUGGACUUCUCCGUCAAUAUGUUUCUUCGUCAACAAUGGACAGACUACCGCCUUCAUUUUCACGAUCUAAUCCCGACCAGUAUUAUCCAGCUGGACUCUCGCUUCCUGGAUAACAUCUGGGUGCCUGAUCUUUACUUCGUGAACGGCAAGAACGGCAAGCUGCACGACAUCACCAUGCCCAACAGACUGAUCCACGUGUACAAGAAUGCUACAGUGCUAUACAAUAUACGUGUUUCAAUGACGUUCAGCUGUCCCAUGGACCUAACAUACUAUCCCUUGGAUAUUCAGAUAUGCUUCAUUGAAAUGGCCAGCUGUAAGUUGACUUAUUUGUUCGAUUGCUAA